Plasmodium coatneyi is the source of this 906-nucleotide messenger RNA. Its product is annotated as SICA antigen. The coding region runs from base 1 to 906 and encodes 301 amino acids. The record is from RefSeq and is a predicted model, not a curated record. The transcript has 3 exons. NCBI's taxonomy places the organism in Eukaryota, Apicomplexa, Aconoidasida, Haemosporida, Plasmodiidae.
AUGUCUUUGCAUAAGUACUAUUUAUAUUUGCGUACGGACAUUUGGAACGAUAUGGAGAAAAGGAUUAACCCACUUGCCGAGGCCAUGUCUAAUACGGACGCAGCUGUGGACAACUAUUGUACUAGCACUGACGAGAAGAACAAAGAAGCAUGUAGGCAAAUUGUCAGUGGACUGAUGCAUGUAUACAAAACUCAAGGGGAACGAAGCAGUGAAAAGAGUUCAAAGGGAAAUAGUAGAAUAUUCCAUCAAACUAUGAAAUGCGCUUUCCUGAAUGCAUAUGCAGAUAUGUUGGAGAACAAGGAUCCAUGUAAACCACUGAACGGCGUGAAAGAAGCAUUUAAUAAAAGUACAGAGCUCCAUAAACAGUUGUGUCAGGAUGAUACUAAUUGUGUAGAAUGUAUAAGGGAAAAAAAUUUAGGUUGCACAGUAAAAGUGAGAGGAAAUCUAUUGAAUAAUUAUUUUUUCAUUGGUAAAAAAAGAAAACGUUACAAAAGAGCUCCUCAAGUAUCUGGUCCUCCUUCUUUAGAAGAACAACUCCUUGAUCGUGUGGACGACCAGGAUGAUGGUCCACAUGUAUAUACCUUAGUAAAGGAACGCAGACAACCAAGAUCUCUUCCAACGGGAAGAACGAAGAGGCCAAAAAAACGGGUUCCUGGUCUCCGUGCUGGUCGUCGUGGUGUCGGUCACCGCAUGAUUAUUGAUAUUCAUUUAGAAGUCUUAGACGAAUGUCAAAAGGGGGACCUGCAUUCAAGGAAGGAAGACUUUUUUGAAAUUUUGAUUCAAGCGUUUAUGGGAAGCAAUUUUAUAAAGGAGGAAAAUAUUCCUAAGGAAGAUGUUCCUAAGAAGGAGGAUCAAAGUUCAGAUUCCGGGUUUAGUGUUGAUGUUCCAAAGAAGGGAAGUUCCUAA